Molecule: messenger RNA, 6590 nt
Organism: Anthonomus grandis grandis
Lineage: Eukaryota; Metazoa; Arthropoda; Insecta; Coleoptera; Curculionidae
Gene: Sec71
Product: brefeldin A-inhibited guanine nucleotide-exchange protein 1
Exons: 14
Coding region: 284-5401 (1705 amino acids)
Biological process (GO): regulation of ARF protein signal transduction
Molecular function (GO): guanyl-nucleotide exchange factor activity
Source: RefSeq, a predicted model, not a curated record
CAAAACAAACAACAAAUCGACUCACGUCAACUUUCCAGACAUGAUUGAAGAAAAAUUAAAAAUAUAUUUAAAAUAAACAAUAUUUCUUUAAAAAACAUAUUUAUGAAAUUGUGUCUACGUGUUAGUUUAAAAUAUCGUUAUACCUGAUCGUCGUUUUAAAGCGAAACGUUCAACUUAGGCUGACAAAACACCUACAAUCAAAACCAACACGUCACGAAAAUGCAGGUUCCACUGCGAAAAGGAAAGGAUCUUCAAUUUUAGCUUUUGAAUAUUUCGUCAAAAAAUGCAAUCAAAUAGUAAAACAAGAGAGAUGUUUAUAUUGAGGGCUUUGGAAAAAAUUUUGAAUGAUAAAGAAAUCAAAAGGUCCCACCAUUCACAGCUUAAAAGGGCAUGUGAAGCAGCACUAGAGGAACUAAGAAAGGAACCUCACCCAUCUCAAUCUCCAAAUGAUGAAUCUGAAAAAAUAUCAGAUGCCUUGCCGCUUCCCAAAAGUGGUGAUGCCAAUGUCCUUACCACUGAGAAAUACUUUUUGCCAUUUGAACUGGCUUGCCAAAGCAAGAGUGCCAGGAUUGUCACUACUGCUUUGGACUGUUUACAGAAACUGAUAGCUUAUGGACAUUUAACUGCCAAUGUUCCUGAUUCCACCACGCCUGGGAAACUGCUUAUUGAUAGAAUUGUUGAGACAAUUUGUGCUUGUUUUACUGGACCACAAACAGAUGAAGGUGUUCAGCUUCAAAUAAUAAAAGCUCUGUUGACAGUAGUGACUAGUCAACAUGUUGAAGUGCAUGAAGGUACAGUUUUACUGGCAGUUAGAACAUGUUACAAUAUAUUUUUGGCCAGCAAAAACUUAAUUAAUCAAACUACUGCCCGGGCCACUUUAACACAGAUGCUUAAUGUAAUUUUUAUUAGGAUGGAGCUUGAGGCUGAAGCACAUCCAGAAAUGCUAAAUAAUGAUAAACAUAAUUCAAGUAACAUAUCAAUUCUCAAUGGUGAUGUGAAAUUUCAUAAAGAAGAACCUGAUAUUCAAAAAGAAGUUAAGGAAAUAGGUAGUAUUGAGGAUGAAGGCAAGGAAUUAAGUGAAGAGCGUGUUCCAGGCGAAAAGAAUAUGAUAGAAGAGCAGACAGAAAGUGAGAAAAUUGCUGUUGAUAUUUUAAGCAGCAUCAUUGAUAAUGCUAUUUACGAUUCUGAUAGCCAUAUAAAGUUGGCUGGAUCAGUUACUUCUGUCAAUUCUAUUGAGGAAACCAAAAGUAUAUCAUCAUCAAUUACUAGGAUACCAUCUCAAGAAAGUUUGACCACUAACAGUGAAAAUGAUUCGGCAGUUACAGCAAAGUUCACUCAUGUACUUCAAAAAGAUGCUUUUUUAGUCUUUAGGGCUCUGUGUAAAUUAUCAAUGAAACCCCUACCAGAGGGAACCCCAGAUCCCAAAUCUCAUGAAUUACGAAGUAAAAUUCUCUCCUUGCAACUCUUGUUGUCCAUUUUGCAAAAUGCAGGACCAGUUUUUAGAUCAAAUGAAAUGUUUAUUACAGCCAUCAAACAAUACCUUUGUGUGGCACUAAGUAAAAAUGGCGUCAGUUCAAUACCGACAGUAUUUGAAUUGUCACUUGCGAUAUUUUUGGCACUACUAUCAAAUUUUAAGCUUCACUUAAAGAUGCAAAUUGAAGUAUUUUUCAAGGAAAUUUUUCUGAACAUUUUAGAAACCUCUAACUCAUCAUUUGAACACAAAUGGAUGGUCAUCCAGGCAUUAACAAAAAUAUGUAGUGAUGCUCAGUCUGUCGUAGAUAUUUAUGUCAACUAUGACUGUGAUUUGGCUGCUGCAAAUUUGUUUGAGAGGCUCGUAAAUGAUCUUUUUAAGGUUGCCCAAAGCCGUCAUUCGCAAGAAUUAGGUGCCUCGGCCAACCAAGAACGAGAAAUGAAAUUAAAAGGGUUAGAAUGUCUUGUGUCAAUUUUAAAAUGCAUGGUGGAAUGGAGCAAAGAUCUCUACGUCAACCCUAAUCUUCAAAGUACGGUGGGGGAGCCACAAGGAAAUAAAGAAAAAGAUAAUGUGUCUCUAAAGAGCCAUGAAGGUAGCAUUGAGAGUUUGAACUCGAGUGAUAGCGGCAAUAAGGAGGUGCUAGAUUCUCCUGAGCAGUUGGAGGUGUUAAAACAACAAAAAGAGGUAUGGGAAACUGGUAUUGAACUAUUUAACAGGAAAUCUCGAAAAGGGAUAUCAUACCUUCAAGAACAUGGACUCCUUGGAGGCACUCAAGAAGAAAUUGCCAGAUUUCUACAUUCGGAAGAGAGAUUGGACAAGACUAAUAUAGGAGAUUUCUUAGGGGAUAAUGAUGAUUUUUGUAAAGAAACAAUGUAUACUUAUGUAGACCAGAUGGACUUUACUAGCAUGGACUUUGUUGCUGCCUUAAGACAUUUUUUGGAUGGCUUUAGGUUACCGGGAGAAGCGCAAAAGAUAGAUCGGCUUAUGGAAAAGUUCGCAAGCAGAUACUGCGAAUGUAAUCCAAACAAUGGACUAUUUUCUAGCGCUGAUACCGCCUAUGUAUUGGGUUUUUCAAUUAUAAUGUUAACUACUGAUUUGCAUUCCGCCCAAGUGAAAAAUAAAAUGACCAAAGAGCAAUAUAUCAAAUUAAAUCGCGGUAAUACCGAUUGCAAAGAGGUGCCCGAAGAGUAUUUAUCACAAAUUUACGACGAAAUUGCUGGACACGAGAUCAAAAUGAAAAAUACUGUAAAUAAACCCGGUAAACAGCAAAUUAACAGCGAAAAAAGGAGAAAGAUUUUGUUCAAUAUGGAGAUGGAAGCGAUUUCUACUGCUGCAAAAAACUUGAUGGAGUCAGUUUCACAUGUUCAGGCACCGUUUACUUUGGCAAAACAUUUGGAGCAUGUCCGACCGAUGUUUAAAAUGGCUUGGACUUCGUUUUUGGCCGCAUUCAGUGUUGGUCUACAAGAUUGCGACGAUCCAGAAGUGGCAUCCCUAUGCCUCGACGGAAUCCGAUGCGCCAUACGUAUAGCAUGCAUCUUCCAUAUGACCUUAGAAAGGGACGCCUAUGUCCAGGCUUUGGCUAGAUUCACCCUCUUAACCGCAAACUCACCAAUAAUGGACAUGAAGGCGAAAAAUAUUGACACCAUAAAGACACUGAUUAUGGUCGCACAUACGGACGGGAAUUAUCUAGGAACCUCGUGGCUGGAUAUUGUGAAGUGUAUAUCGCAGUUGGAAUUGGCGCAACUGAUCGGGACGGGUGUGAGACCGGAGUUUUUAUCUGGACCUGGACAUAAGCCACCUGAUCCGAGUUAUAAGGAACAUAUAGGUCAAACCAGCUCUCAAAGUGUAGUAGUGGCAGUCGACCGCAUCUUCACCGGUUCGACACGUCUAGACGGUGAUGCUAUAGUAGACUUUGUAAAAGCGUUAUGCCAAGUCUCUCUAGACGAAUUAGCGCACCCCGGUCACCCAAGAAUGUUCUCCCUGCAAAAAAUCGUAGAAAUUUCUUAUUAUAACAUGGGCAGAAUCCGUCUACAAUGGUCCAGGAUAUGGCAAGUGCUCGGAGAACAUUUUAAUACAGUAGGUUGCAGCAAAAACGAAGAUAUUUGCUUCUUCGCCGUGGAUAGCUUGAGACAACUGUCUAUGAAAUUUAUAGAGAAAGGAGAGUUUUCAAACUUCAGAUUUCAAAAAGACUUUCUCCGUCCGUUUGAACAUAUCAUGAAGAAAAACGUUUCGCCAACGAUACGCGAUAUGGUAGUCAGAUGCGUUGCUCAAAUGGUCAACUCACAAGCAAAUAAUAUUAAAUCGGGAUGGAAAAAUAUAUUCUCGGUGUUUCAUCUUGCCGCCGGGGAUCAAGAGGAGGCGAUUGUCGAAUUGGCCUUCCAAACUACCGGAAAAAUAAUAUCAGAGUUAUAUGAAAAACAAUUUCCCGCGAUGAUAGAUUCUUUCCAGGACGCCGUUAAAUGUCUUUCAGAGUUCGCGUGCAACGCCCGUUUCCCUGAUACCUCAAUGGAAGCUAUAAGGUUAGUACGUGCAUGCGCGUGCAGCGUUGCCGGUGCUCCAAGUUUGUUUGCUGAACAUGGCGGCAUGGAAAGUGACGUCACUAUAACCGAAGACGAUCGCGUUUGGGUCAGAGGGUGGUUUCCUCUGUUAUUUUCUUUAUCUUGCGUGGUAAACCGGUGUAAGUUGGAUGUGCGCACUCGCGCCUUAACUGUGAUGUUUGAAAUAAUUAAAACUUACGGUGACACCUACAAGGCGCACUGGUGGAAAGAUUUAUUUAAGAUCCUGUUUAGGAUCUUUGACAAUAUGAAAUUACCGGAAAAGCAUACGGAAAAAGCCGAAUGGAUGACGACGACGUGCAAUCAUGCUCUGUAUGCUAUUGUGGACGUGUUUACGCAGUAUUUCGAUAUUUUGGGGCCAUUGUUACUGGAAGAUUUGUAUGCGCAGUUGCAUUGGUGUGUGCAACAGGACAAUGAACAACUAGCUAAAUCAGGUACCAACUGUCUAGAAAAUCUAGUCAAUUCUAACGGACAAAAAUUUACCGAAGAUACAUGGGAUAAAACUUGCAAAUGCAUGUUAGACAUUUUUGAUUCGACCAUCCCAACCGCUCUGCUUACCUGGAAACCCGAAUCAAUGAAAACCACCGCUAUUAUAGAAAACGGUGACAUAAACGUCAAAAGCAUACUUAAAAGGUCUGUUAGUUUUGCUGACCAACAGGCACUAAACCCGGACGUCGCCCUAUUUCAAAGCUUGGAAAUUAAAAGCGUAGUACAACUAGAGCUGAUACAGACUAUAGAUAAUAUUGUAUUUUAUCCGGCGACUUCAAGAAAAGAGGACGCGGAAACGUUAGCAUUGGCUGCUGCUGAUAUGACAGGAAACGGUAGUUUGACGGAGUGUCAGCGCGAAGAACAGGGAAUGUAUAGACUGUUGAGUUCGCCACAUUUGUUAAAGUUGACGGAGUGUUUGCAACAGUCGCAUAGAUUUGCAAAAGCCUUCAACCUCAAUCACGAACAACGCAACCUACUCUGGAAAGCCGGUUACAGAGGAUCAGUAAAACCAAACCUCCUUAAACAAGAAACCCAGAGCCUGGCAUGUUUACUUAGGAUUCUGUUUAAGAUGUACUGUGAUGAAGGUAGACGUCAGCACUGGCACUUGAUCGAAGAGAAACUGAUGGACGUGUGCCAAGAGGCUUUCGAUUACUUUUUACAGUUACAGAGCGAGGCGCACAGAGAAGCUUGGACCUCUUUGCUAUUACUCGUCUUGACUAGAAUGUUAAAAAUGACUGACGAUAGGUUUGCAGUUCACGUAUCAAAAUACUACCCUUACCUCUGCGAGAUCUUAUGUUUCGACCUGAAGGCGGAACUUCGUUCCAUAUUAAGGCGAGUUUUUCUGCGAAUCGGGCCAGUGUUUCAUAUAACACGGAGUACGUCUUAGCUUAAAUAUUACUUCAAUUUAUUUAGGGACUUAUAAAUGAAAAGGUGUUACAGGUAAUGUAACAAAAAUUGAGCUAUUAAAGUAACGAAAAUUAACUUAUAUUUAACCAAAAACGUUUUAACAUGUAUAUUUUAUAGUAGAAAGAAACUUUAAAUGUGUUGAUAACGGUGUGUGAUCUAAAAAAAGUGAAACAUAUGUUUAAACUUAACAUUUGCCUGUAGCACCUUGUCUUGUUUAGGUUGUAAAGAAUUUAUUUAAUAGAUUUUCAAAUAGCCUAUACUAUGUGAGAAAAAUGGUACUAGUCGUGAGAAUAUUUAACGUUUUUUUUUUGGCUGUUAAUAAGUUUCUUUAUAAAUGCAAGUAGAAGUAAAAUAAACAUUAUUUAGUAACACGUUAAUUUUUUUAAAACUGAACAAUAUUAAUUCUAGUUUUUAGAUAAAUAUUGUUUGAAGGCGUAUAAUUUUUAAUAGGGUAUAGUUUCAACGACCCAAAAUCUAGAGCGUACUGCUAAAGCUCUUUAUUUCGUUUUAAGGUCAUAUCGAUUGUUAAUUUUUUCAGCACUGUUAUAUAUACUUGAUUAACUAUACUUAUCUUUGCUAAAUACUAAAACAACAUUGAAAAACGCUGUACAUAAGAGUAAUUAGGUAUUUACGCCAUUCCGUACUAGGUGAUAACAUUUUUAGAUAAUUUAUUAGGAUAAUUAAGGAUAUCUCUAAAAUGACUUUGCCUUAUUAUUUUCGACAGUGGAAACUCAAAAUAUUUAUUCAAUUUUCUACUUCAUGGCUAUAAGUAUUACUUACAAAGUCGACAAAUGGUAAUCCAGCAUAAACUUUCUACCAUAAUACAACGUCCAAACGGUUAAGUCAUUAUUAUCAUUUCUUUCUAAUGAAAUUUUAGUGUAGUUCCUUAUAAAAUAAAAAGGCGAAGUAUAUAGAACUAUUUUACGUGCCUUCAACUAUAGUGGUUGUACGAUUUUUAUAUUGUUUUAUUGGUUAUGUAAACAUAUUGAUCUUUGAACGAUAGAGAUUUUUCUUGAUAAUGAAUACACUACUUUUAUCAAGGACAAUAUAAUAAUGAUAUGCUGUAUAAUUUUUGUUUAAAGAAAAUGAUAUUGUAUAUAAAAUACCGUAAAUAUAUCGCAAUUGUUUUACCAAUACUACAACACAAAUAAAAAGCUUAAAUAUUGAAA